AUGACAAAGAUUAUGGACAGCGGAAAUGUCUCCGAUUAUACCACCGAGGAAUCGAAGGUACUCCGUCGCUACAACGUCUCGCGAUCAUGUCUCCGCUGUCAUCAGCGCAAGGUCCGCUGCGAUAAAUCCAACCCAUGCGCUACGUGCGCGCGAUCCAAUGUUACCUGUCGCUAUCCCGGUUUGGAGAAGUACAAGCGUCGAACUCCGAAUGUGAGUCGCAACGAGAUGGCGGCCAGAUUGACCCGGUUGGAACGUACCGUUUCGGCCAUAGUUGGCGGGGUUGAUGGUGUAGGGACACGGACAAACUCAUCAUUGACUAAGGGUUUAGGGUCCAGCUUUACUAUUAGUAGUACUGACAAGGAGGGUGCGGGUCAACAGGUGAAGUUGCCUCAUGCGCCGAGAAAGGGCUUUCUGGUGACUUCUGGUCCUUCUAUGAGAUAUAUCAAUGAGUCUUUCCUAUCUCAUGUUCUUGAAAAGGAAGAAGAGCUUCAAACAGCCAUAGAAUCUCCCACUACUAGUGCCCAUUGUGGUUCAACUGCGUUCUCUCCCCUGCGCCCAGAAGGCCUGUUGUUGAAUCCACAGCACACGAUCUCAGAUGUUGCGGAGUUAUAUCCGUCUCGCUGGGAAGCAACGCAGCUCUGGCAGGUUUAUCUGAACAAUGUGAACCCACUCAUGAGGUUUCUCCAUAUCCCCUCUCUUCUGCCGAAGAUAUACAACGCCAUUAACUUCCCCGGUGAAGUACCGUCUGAUCUCAGCUCGCUUCUAUUUGCGAUAUACUUUGCGGCAGUCACGAGCUUGCUAUCUAUUAAUGAACCUGACUUCCUGGGGGGCCAGAAACAUGAGGCUCUACAGAAGUAUCAACGGGGUUUGGAGGUGUCGCUGUACAAUUCCUCGUUUUUGGACUCGCCGACCAUAACCUCCUUACAGGCCAUGGCCAUCUAUGUACGAUGUCGCCGAUUCCACAGUAGUGGACGCUCCAACUGGGCUUUGAACGGUCUGACGAUUUAUGCGGCUCAGUCGAUUGGUCUCCACCGCGACGGGAGUCAUUUCAAUCUGCCGGUCCUGGACUGUGAGCUGCGACGUCGCUUGUGGUGGCACCUCAUCACUGUCGAUAAACGAGGGGCUGAGGAUCACGGCCUAGUCGGUGGCUUUGAGACCGUUUCGGACACCAAGUUACCAUUGAAUGUCGACGACAGCGAUUUGAAUGCCCAGUUGCAGUCUCCACCGCCUCCGAAAGAAACGUGGUCGGAGAUGACCAUGUUCCUGAUCACCGCAGAAGCGAGUAAGGUAUUUGCACGUAUCAACUGGGUCUCAUUGCAAUCUCGACAUGACAAGAACGUGCACGAUGAGUCGCGACAGCUGGUCGCAGACUUCGAUGCCUCGUUAAGUAAAGGCUACCUCAGAUACUGCGACCAAAAUGUCCCGAUCCAGAAAGCUACACUCCUGCUAGGUCGGACACUUUUAUCCAAAGCGAAAGCUCUCAUCCACAUCCAGUCACUUAACGGUCUAAGCUCUGAGCAAUAUGCAAAGCAUAUCAACGAGGAGACUCUUUCCUACGCAUGCGAGGGAUUAGAAUGCGCAUGUGAGAUGCUCACAGACGAGCUCCUGAAGUCCUACAGUUGGAUAUCCUCGACCUUUACCCAGUACCAUUUGCUCACGUACGCUCUUUGGCAUCUAUGUGUCUGUCCAGAGACUCCUGGAGUUGAACGGGCUUGGAGCGCCGUGCAUAUAGCGUUCGAGUUGACGGAGCGGGAGUCCACCUGGCGCGAAUGCGACUCUCACUGGGCUGUGCUCUGCCGUCUUAGACAAAAGGCACGGUCAAUCAGGCAAUCUUAUUUAGCUGGGAACCCGCAGGAAAUACCGGCUAAUCUGGAGAUUGUGGACUCGGCGGGUCUGCCAGAUACUAGGCUGGAUGCCGACCUCGAAGAUGUAUCGGUGCCUUGGGAUAUUGAGUCUCUCGCAUUCUUCGACUGGACGGCUUUUGCUGCUCCGACUUUCUGA
Molecule: messenger RNA, 2001 nt
Organism: Aspergillus alliaceus
Lineage: Eukaryota; Fungi; Ascomycota; Eurotiomycetes; Eurotiales; Aspergillaceae
Product: Zn(II)2Cys6 transcription factor
Exons: 3
Coding region: 1-2001 (666 amino acids)
Biological process (GO): regulation of DNA-templated transcription; DNA-templated transcription
Molecular function (GO): zinc ion binding; DNA binding; DNA-binding transcription factor activity, RNA polymerase II-specific
Source: RefSeq, a predicted model, not a curated record